This is a messenger RNA of Rubroshorea leprosula, 2005 nucleotides long. The record is from the annotation of a GenBank genome assembly. Lineage: Eukaryota; Viridiplantae; Streptophyta; Magnoliopsida; Malvales; Dipterocarpaceae.
CAAAUUUUUGAUUUCAAAACCCCAAACCCAGAUUCCCCCGCCACCGCCACAAUGUCCUCCGCUCACCCUUCCGCCACCGCCACCUCCACUGCAACCGCAACCCCACUGCAGCCACCAGCACAACACCCGCCUCCAAGAUCCCUAGCUCCUCUCCCCACUCACCACCUCCCCUAUUCCUACCCUCCUCACUCCCUCCCCCUCAGACCUCCAUCCCAAUCCAAAAAUCAACAGAUUUCCACCAAACCAGACCAGUCUCCUCAUUCUAUUCUCUACCCAGUCGCCUCUUCCGGCAGAGGUUUUAUACCCAAACCCCUUCGCCCCGAUCAGACCGUCACCGUUGCAAACCCCAACGUGUACUCCACUCGACCCCUCGUCGCUUUUUCCCGUCCUCCUGCUCCCCCAAUUGGCUCUCCUCAUUUGGAUGCUUUGCACUCUGUGCACUUUGUUAGGCCUUCCUACCCGCAAUUGCAGCAGCUCCCUCACGUUGGCGGGGUUGUACCUGGAGCAAUUAAAGGGAUUUCUAUUCCACCCCAUUCCAAGGUUGGUCCAUCUCCGUCUUCCAUUCCUGAAAAUAAUGGAAACAAUAAAAAUCUGAGGGAUAGAAACAGAGAUGAAAGCCUUAUCACCCUAAGAGAUCGAAAAGUCAAAAUAACAAAUGGGACUUCUCUUUAUGCACUUUGUCGCUCAUGGUUGAGAAAUGGUUUUCCUGAUGAAAGCCAGCCACAGUACGGGGAUAUUGCAAAAUCUCUCCCACAACCUUUACCUAUGCCAGUGACAGACGAACUGCCAGAGAGAAGGGAAGAUGAAGAACAGGAAGAGGAGGAGGAAGAGGAAUCAGUUGAGCAUUUAUCAGCACACGAUUUGUUGAAGAGGCACAUCAAGCGUGCCAAAAAAGUCAGAGCACGGUUAAGGGAAGAGCGGUUAAAACGGAUUGCAAGAUACAAAACUAGACUUGCCCUUCUCCUUCCUCCACUUGUAGAGCAGUUCCGAAAUGAUGCUGCUUCUGGUAACUGAUGCAUCUCAUUUACUUCGGAGUAAUUCUCGUGGCCUCUAUGCCAUCAGUGCAAGCUCUUGUAGUUUGUAGACAUGGGAAGCCUUGAAAAGUUGUGGUUGAGACGAUGGGGAAAGUGACGGCCUUUGUUAAGUGUUCACAUGAUAUAAAGCUUAUACUCGUGCUGUGAAAUAUAUUAUUCCCCUCUUCUUCCCUUUUGUUUUUUUGGGUAUGGGUCAUGCUAAAAGUGCUCAAGUUCUUGCAAAUAAUCAUCAAAUAUGUACAGUAAUUUAUUAAUGCUUGCAUAUAGUUUCGUGGUGGACCAAUGAGAGAAUGCCAGGUUGAUAAAUGUGUAUCGGAUGAGGGGUUCAUACGAUUUGGUGGGAGAGAGAAGAAACCAGUGUCAACACUGCCACGUGCCAAUCAGUCAGCGCAAGGUGGUUCCUUAAACUCGAAGUUGCAGUGUCAUCUUCCUCUCUACCAGCAACUUGGACUGAUCGAUAGGUGGCCUAGGACUAAUGAACUGCGCUGCCCUAUGCUCUUGAUCCUACACGCAGGUGGCCUAGGAGGGACAUCCAAAGCAGACACCUUUGACUUGGACUAGCCUGUGUUGACUUUGUUCCCAUUGCCAUGUAUGGGAAUAAUGUUUGUAUCCUCCACUUCUCCUUCACAUGCAAGGCAUUCUUUUAACAUCAGAAUUGGAAUUAGCAUGUGAUAAUUGAUAGUGGCACGUCCAACAAAAUAGCUGACCAGACCACAACAGGUGAAUACGGGAUCUCUUGCCAUGUCCAAGCAUAUGUUGCAAAAAAAAAAAAAUUCCUCACAGUUGCGCCCUUAGUUUGUAACAAAAAUCAGUUUCCAUCCCCAAAGCUUUAGCUAUUACAUGGGCACCUGCCCUUUUACCGAAGUGACAGAUCCUUCUAGAAUACAUACCACUAGCAGCUUAACCCUGGAAGAAUGGAUCAUGAGAUUCUUCCGCAGGCUCAUGGUUUAAGCUGAGGUACAUUAGCUCAU